Messenger RNA from Arabidopsis lyrata subsp. lyrata, 1137 nucleotides. RefSeq names its product nuclear pore complex protein NUP155. The record is from RefSeq and is a predicted model, not a curated record. NCBI's taxonomy places the organism in Eukaryota, Viridiplantae, Streptophyta, Magnoliopsida, Brassicales, Brassicaceae. Gene Ontology annotation, cellular component: nuclear pore; nuclear pore inner ring. The coding region runs from base 34 to 906 and encodes 290 amino acids. The transcript is spliced from 5 exons. Gene Ontology annotation, molecular function: structural constituent of nuclear pore. Gene Ontology annotation, biological process: protein import into nucleus; protein localization to nuclear inner membrane; RNA export from nucleus.
GACUACAGUACCACCUCAUCAGAUGGUGUUACAAUGACUUGUAUUGCAUCUACUGAUAAAGGUCGGAUUUUCUUGGCUGGACACAACGGUCUCAUAUACGAGCUGCUUUACACUAUUGGCUCACCUUGCCGUCUUGUGUGCUGCACGCCACCUCCGCCUAUGCCAGUGCUUUGCCCUGACGCUAACGAGUGGGACGAAAGAUUGAGUCGUGAUCCUGCUUCUGUUGUCGAUCUUCUCAAGGAACUGCGUAACAACUACUCCUUAUUCAACAAACACUUUAGUGACAGAUCCAGAUUCUGGUUCCGAGAUUUUGAUCCUGUUGUAGAGAUGGUCGUUGAUAAUGAAAGGAAAAUUUUACACGCUCGUACCAAGGAGGCGGCACUCAAGGCCUAUUUUCUAGGGAUGAAGGGUGAAAGCCCUAUUGAGAAGUUGGGGCAAGUAGAUAAUCUGUUAGAUCAUCACAGCCCAGACAAAGCAGCAAGCAGAACUAACAAGCUAUCUAUAGUUAGCAUAUCUCCCCUGUCUUCUAAGCUGGAAUCCAAUGCGCACCUUGUUGCUGUGUUAUCAGAUUGUACUAGGAUUUAUCUCUCCACCUCAUCAUCAAGUCAGUCCUCUCCGAAUUGUUUGAGAGUAGUUACAACUCCUAACUUAACUAUAGACCAGAGAAAGGGUCUCUCGACCAAGGCUGAAAUCGCAUAUUGUCCUACCUUAGGGAAUUGCGAAUUGGAGGUAAGUAACUGUCAUAAAAUGUUUGGAGACUCCACCAUUUUGUCAUGUACAUCUCGAUAUGUACCGAGUCGAUUUAUGAGGAAGCGGGUGAACAUUGAGAGUAUCAGGAGGCAAGAAGCGGGGAUGUGUGAUGCGAUUGAGAAGCGGAAGCUUGCCAUUUCGAAAAAGAUUAUGUAAAACGGGACAAUCCAACCAUCUUAGUUAAGACCCACUUCACAAUUUCCUUGUCUCUUUCUGCAAUCAUCAACUCUUCUAUCUCGCUAACUAUGUUUAUCUGUUAGUGUUGCGACUCGUAACGUUAUUAUGUAUAUACUGCAAUGUAAGAACGCCUUUUUCUAGCAGUUUGACCUUGGCCUUGAGUUCUCUGUAUAGAAACCAAUUAGAAGCAAUGAUAAAGUCACUUGGUAA